CUCAGAGUCAAAAAAACACGGGCAGAUCCUCCGAGCAUCAUGUCUGACCACUGUACAGCUCUCUAGAGGACUCCCGACGCUGGACAUGGCGGAAAACCGGAUAAAAACACUCCUGAACAAUCUCUGGAUGUUAAUUCUCAUCGCAGACCACGUCCAGCCUGUUUUGUCAGACGGCUGGAUUCAUGCACACGCAGAGGACAAACUCUUCCACAAACUCUUCAUCGGGUAUAAUAAGUGGUCCAGACCCGUGCGAAACAUCAGCGAUGUUGUUAUCGUCAAGUUUGGCCUCUCCAUCGCUCAGCUUAUUGAUGUGGAUGAGAAGAAUCAAAUGAUGACGACAAACGUUUGGCUGAAACAGGAGUGGAAUGAUUAUAAACUGCGCUGGAAUCCGUCCGAAUUUGAUAAUGUGACGUCUAUUAGAGUCCCGUCAGAGAUGAUUUGGGUGCCUGACAUUGUUUUAUACAAUAAUGCAGAUGGUGAGUUUGCGGUGACCCACAUGACCAAAGCCCACCUGUUUCACACGGGAAAGGUGAGCUGGGUUCCUCCCGCCAUCUACAAGAGCUCCUGCAGCAUCGACGUCACCUUCUUCCCCUUCGACCAGCAAAACUGCAAGAUGAAGUUCGGCUCCUGGACCUACGACAAAGCAAAGAUCGACCUCGAGCAGAUCGAGGGCACGGUAGACCUAAAAGACUACUGGGAGAGCGGCGAAUGGGCCAUCAUCAACGCCGUCGGGACCUACAACACCAAGAAAUACGACUGCUGCCACGAAAUCUACCCGGACAUCACCUACUUUUUCAUCAUCCGCCGCCUGCCGCUCUUCUACACCAUCAACCUCAUCAUUCCCUGCCUGCUCAUUUCAUGCUUAACCGUGCUGGUGUUUUACCUCCCGUCAGACUGCGGAGAAAAAAUCACCUUGUGUAUUUCCGUUCUCCUUUCGUUAACCGUUUUCCUAUUGCUCAUCACUGAGAUAAUCCCCUCAACAUCUCUAGUCAUUCCUCUAAUCGGCGAGUAUUUGCUGUUCACCAUGAUAUUUGUAACGCUCUCCAUUGUCAUUACCGUUUUUGUGCUCAACGUGCACCAUCGUUCACCUAGCACGCAUUCAAUGCCACGUUGGGUUCAUUCGGUGUUCCUGGACCACAUUCCCCGCUGGCUCUUCAUGAGACGUCCAGAGCCUGAAAAGAAACCAAAAAAGACAGCCAAUCUGAGCACAUCCAAGAGCUGGUUCCAGCAGGAGACUGGAGUGGAUGGUCUGGUUUGUCAGGAUAUGGAGUUUGGGAUUGGUUUAUCCACAUCCAUCUCCUCUCCAUCCGCAACCUCUCUGCAUUUGUCUGACUCAGAGCCUUUACUCCAGAAGUAUGAGCUCCAGCAUUUGGGACAUGUGGUGAAUCUUUGUCAGCAUCCUGCUAAGCUUGGUAACCUGGUGUCAGAGCCUGGUCUGCUGUUUUCACCGUGUGUCCUGCGAGCUCUGGAAGGGGUGCGGUACAUCGCUGAUCAUCUGAGGGCUGAGGAUGAAGACUUUUCAGUCAAGGAGGACUGGAAAUAUGUGGCGAUGGUGAUUGACCGCAUCUUUCUGUGGAUGUUCAUCAUCGUGUGUCUAUUGGGAACCAUCGGCCUCUUCUUACCGCCGUGGCUAUCAGGAAUGAUCUAAAAAAACACAUUCAGAAGCACAUCAAGAGCAGCGAUAAACACUGAACUGAUGGAAAGCGAGACCUUUCAGCAAGAUGACCAACAUGUGUCACAAUAAAGAAAGCUCUUUAUAUUUGGCUUCUUCUUUUGAUGAGAGAUGUCGGCUCCUUCAGGGUUUAUUUGAGGACGCGCUUCAUUGUUAAAAACGCCGAAAACAGAAGUAACCUCUCGCUGAAUGCCUGACAUUUAACAGUAUCAAAACCUCGAGUCUGUCGCAGGCGUCGCAAUAUGCAAAAUUAACCUUUGGGAAAGAGGCAAACGCUUGUGUGACCCUGACGAGUGGCGGGUCACUCUUUACCCUUUAUCCCACUGCUCAAUGAAUCCCAGAUUACAUUUCGCGCCGCUUUCAACAGCAAUUAUCUCCAGGGUCAGAAGGCGACGCUUAUUUAUUUAUAACUUUCUGGAGUCUCUGAAAGAUAUAUUGUGGAGGUCGUGCAAUUAUACCAGUCGGGUCUGUGAACUGUGUGGUUUAUUAAGGGGGAGAAAGGCAUUUCAUAUUUCUGUUUUAAAAGUUCUGCUCACACCGGAAGAAUGAUCUUCUUACGUACAUUUUUUUUGGUCUUCCUUCAAGUCAAAACAUCUAUAAAGUUUUAAAUCAGGAAGCAUUUUGUAGUUUCUUCAAGAUUCAUUUUCUUCUGCUAAAGUAUUUUAUUAUUUCAGAAAUAAUAAAUAAUAAGUCAAA
Danio rerio (zebrafish) is the source of this 2368-nucleotide messenger RNA. RefSeq names its product cholinergic receptor, nicotinic, alpha 2a (neuronal) (gene chrna2a). Lineage: Eukaryota; Metazoa; Chordata; Actinopteri; Cypriniformes; Danionidae. Gene Ontology annotation, cellular component: membrane; presynapse; postsynaptic membrane. The record is from RefSeq and is marked provisional. Gene Ontology annotation, biological process: chemical synaptic transmission, postsynaptic; monoatomic ion transmembrane transport; synaptic transmission, cholinergic. Gene Ontology annotation, molecular function: monoatomic ion channel activity; transmembrane signaling receptor activity; extracellular ligand-gated monoatomic ion channel activity.